GUGGAACAUAAACACGCGCCAAAUUGAAAAUGGGUUUGUCAGCUUGGGUCAGGAAACAUUCGAUGAUAUUGAUCGUCGGUGUUACCAGUACGGCUGGGUUAUUGUAUUCCUGUUACACCACGAAUAAACGGUUGGCUACCUUGAUUUCAUUGUGUUCCUUUGGUAGCGCAUGUUUACAGAAACGUUAUGGGUCUCGUCAUAUGCUCGAUACGAGUAAGGUUGUUAUAGUUACAGGAUGUGAUUCGGGACUUGGUUAUAGUUUAGCAUUGCAUUGUCAAUUUCUUGGUGCCACCGUUAUAGCCAGCGUUUUAGACGAGAACGGUCAGGGUGCUGAAUUAUUAAAGAAGAAGGGAAUCAUUGUAUUACCACUCGAUAUUACAAACGAAAAGAGCAUUGAACAAUUUUACAAUGACGUACGCCUAUUACUCAACAAAAAGAGAUAUACUUUGAAAGCGUUAGUGAAUAAUGCGGGCGUUAUGAUAUUCGGCGAAUUCGAAUGGCAAACCAAGGAUCAGAUGAAACAUCAAUUGGAGGUGAAUUUCUUUGGAACGAUGAAGAUCACGCAUCAAUUGAUGCCGCUCAUCCGAAGGGAUUCAACAAGGAUUGUCGUUGUCUCGAGCCAUUGCGCGAGCGAACCAUUACCCGGAGUAGCGACCUACAGCGCGACAAAGGCCGCGAUCAAUGCUUGGGCUAUGGCCAUCAGGGUAGAAUUAAAGAAAUAUGGCAUCGACGUUGUUACCUUUGUACCUGGAUCCUUCACCCAAGAGAGUAACAUUUUGGCCAAACAAUCGGAAUGUUUCGAUGCGAUGAAAGAAUCUAUGACAUUAGAUGCAAGAUAUUUUUAUAAGGAUUAUUUUGAUCGAUAUGCGAAAUAUUUUGAACCAUUGGCUUGUAAGGUCACGCCCAAAGCCGUCGAGAAUCCAAGGAUUUAUGAAAAAUUCGAGGGAGCAUUAUUGGACAGUUAUCCCUCGUCGGUUUAUAAAUGCGAGCCUUGGAGAUAUUGUUUCUAUUAUACAUUAUUUAAAAUCACACCCUAUUACAUACGUGAUCGAUUGAUCGAGUCAUUUGUAAAAUUACCGAAUUGGAAAGAAAAGAACAUUGAUAAGGGGUUUGAGGUCGAUAGUUGAAAGAGCCCGAUUUUUUAGAAGAUUGCUAAGGAUUUUAGUUUGUUAGAAAAAGAUUUAUGGCAUACGAAAGAGAAAGUAUCUUUUCUUUUCUUUUUAUUUUUUAUUCCAAUAAAUUGUUCGUCUAUAUUUUUCACAGAUAUAUAUAUAUAUAUAUAUAUAUAUAUAUAUAUA
This is a messenger RNA of Vespa velutina, 1298 nucleotides long. It is a transcript of the gene sro, whose product is annotated as estradiol 17-beta-dehydrogenase 2. The record is from RefSeq and is a predicted model, not a curated record. NCBI's taxonomy places the organism in Eukaryota, Metazoa, Arthropoda, Insecta, Hymenoptera, Vespidae. Gene Ontology annotation, molecular function: oxidoreductase activity. The transcript is spliced from 5 exons. The coding region runs from base 30 to 1127 and encodes 365 amino acids.